GCGUGCCCGCCUCGUCCCCGCCCACCUCGCGGGAGUAGGUGGGAGCGCCGGUAGGGGCGGAGCGGAGCGCGCCUGCGCAGUGAGGCGGCGGGGGCGGCUGCGCGGCGGGGCGGGGCCGCUGCCCGUCGGUUGUUGUAGUAACGGGGAAGCGGCGGGAGGGGCCCGGGCUGCCUGGUGCGCCCGGCCCGGCGCGGCCCGGCCCUGCGGGGGCAGGUAACUGCUCUUGCAACUAGGACUGGGCUGUAUGAAAACUCCCAAAGGAAAUGCCAGUUGGGAUGGCUAAAGAUCUGGAGGAAACUGGCUCAUCCUCAGAGGAGGAAGAGGAUGCUGUAGGUGCCCUGGAGGGUCAUCCAUGUAUCAAGUGGACAGGUGGUGGCUGCAGGCGGGUUCCUGUCUUGGUGUUUCAUGCUGAAGCCAUUCUGGCUAAGGACAGCUACCUCCGUCUAAUUGGAGGUGCAGACUCUAAUCCUGUGUCUCUCUGCCUCCUCCCAGAGCACUUCCACAUGUCCUAUAAGAUUGUGCGGACAGACAGCCGGCUGGUUCGGAGCAUUCUGACUGCCCAUGGAUUCCACGAGGUUCACCCUAAUAGCAGUGAUUAUAAUCUCAUGUGGACAGGAUCACACUUGAAGCCCUGCUUGCUGCGUUCCCUUACGGAUGUUCAGAAAGUCAACCAUUUCCCUAGGUCAUAUGAACUGACACGAAAGGACAGACUGUACAAGAAUGUCUGCCGAAUGCAGCUCACCCAUGGGUUCAAGACAUUCCAUAUCUUACCUCAGACCUUCAUCCUCCCAACAGAGUACCAGGAGUUCUGCAAUACCUAUUCUAAGGACAGAGGCCCGUGGAUAGUGAAGCCUGUGGCCUCUUCCAGAGGUCGAGGUGUCUACCUGAUCAAUAAUCCAAACCAAAUUGUAGUGGAAGACAACAUCUUGGUGUCUCGUUACAUCAGCAAUCCCUUGCUCAUAGAUGAUUUCAAGUUCGAUGUGCGUCUCUAUGUUCUGGUUACAUCCUAUGAUCCCCUCGUUGUCUAUCUCUACGAGGAAGGAUUGGCCAGAUUUGCCACAGUGAGGUAUGACCAGGCAUCCAAGAACAUUAAAAACCAGUUCAUGCAUCUGACCAACUACAGUGUCAACAAGAAGAGUGGAGAUUAUGUCAGCUGUGAUGAUCCUGAAGUAGAAGAUUAUGGAAACAAGUGGAGCAUGAGUGCAAUGCUGAGGUACUUAAAACAAGAGGGGAGAGACACUGCAGGUCUGCUGGGAGUAACUGCAUCUGCAGAGCAGAAGCCAGCACUGAUGGCCAGCGUGGAGGACCUGAUUAUUAAGACUCUAGUUUCUGCUGAGCUGUCCAUUGCAUCAGCUUGUAAAAGUUUUCUUUCACAUCGUGGCAGCUGCUUCGAGCUGUAUGGUUUUGAUGUUCUUAUUGAUGACACUCUGAAACCCUGGCUGUUGGAAGUGAACCUGUCCCCAUCACUGGCCUGUGAUGCUCCUUUGGACCUGAAGAUCAAAGCUAGCAUGCUUUCAGAUAUGUUCACUCUUGUAGGCUUUGUAUGCCAGGACCCAGGCCAGCGGUCAAGCCGGACCAUUUAUCAUUCGUCUGAAUCUGUCAGAAGAAAUCCAUACCAGAAGCUGCAGCGUCCUGUGUCUGCACAGUCACAAAGAGCAAACGGCAGAUCACAUACCCGUCCUCUGUCUGCCGGCGAUGCUGAAGUUAAAAGCUCGAUGCCCUUAGGCAGGGAAAAGGCAGCAGCAAGACACAGCAACUCUAUGCUAGGCCUCUCCAUGGAGGAGAUCAAAGUUCUUCGGCGAGUGAGAGAGGAAAAUGAACGGAGAGGAGGCUUCAUCCGGAUAUUCCCUACCCCCUUAACAUGGGACCUUUAUGGAUCUUUUCUAGAGCACAAGACAUCGAUGAACUACAUGCUGGCUACACAUCUGUUUAAGGACAGGAGCAAGAUGAAAAGAGAGUUCAUCACACGGAGAUCUCGAGCAGGUCUCCAUGGAAGGUCAGAUAUGAGGAUGGAAGCUGUGGGCUCUCAUGCUCUCUUUUAUGAGAGGAAGCUUGUUUCACUGGAGUUACGGAAGCGGCGGCGCUACCAUGGCAAGGUUGGAGCAGCGCAAGCAAGAGCAUCAGGCACAUCAGAACCAUCAAAGCUGUCCCUCAAGUCAGACACGGAAGGUGAGGAGGAGGAGGAGAUGGAUGAGGAUGAAGAUGAAGACGUAGAUAGAAGUGUUUGCUCUCUUUUGGACACCCAGGUGAAAAAUAAGCCAAAGCUCUCUGACUCAGUGAAAACUGUUUGUAAGGAAAAGUUACCAAAAAAACAUAACAAAAAAACUGGAGAUGGAGAAAAGCUGUUUCUGCAAAAACCAGACUCAAAAUCUCAGUUUAACUUGCUUCAGAUUCUUCAAAAUCAAGGAAACUUGAGCAAAGUACAAGCUCGUACAGCUUUCUCUGCCUAUCUACGGCACGUUCAGCUCCGACUGGUGAAGGAGGCUGGCGAGCAGAUCCAAAAUCCUGCCUGGGCUGCCAAAGAGGAUGAGCAAAUGGACCUCAUCAUCCGCUUUCUGAAGCGAGCUGCCAGCAACCUGCGUCCGUCUCUGAGGCUGCUGCUCCCCAGCCGUCACGUAGGACUGACCGAUCGGCGGCGAAUCCUGGCUCGCCAGCUGGGCGAGUUCAUCAUCUGUUACAACAAGGAAACAGAGCUGAUGGUUCAGAAACAAUCGAAAAAGAAAGAGGAAGAGGAGGAGGGAGUGAAUCCUAAAGAUUUUCAGAACUUCAUUGCCAGGGCAAGUGAAAGUGACCUGGAGGAAGUACUGACAUUCUACACACACAAAAACAAAUCAGCAAGUGUCUUCCUAGGAACAAAAUCCACAACCACAAAACCCAGCAACAGCAGUCACCAGUUAGAGAAGCAGCCCCAAGGUGAGCAUCCUGAGAUGGUGAAAAAAAUAAAAGAUGAUCAUCUCAAAAGUUCAGUUGCAGAUUUGUCUGCAGAAGGAGCACUAAAAGGCUGUAAACCCAAAGAAGCUAAAUCAAGCUUUCCAGAAGGACUCACCUUCUCCUUAAAUGCUGAAGGGAAAUUACCUCAAUGCAGUCCUCCUGGUGCUUCUUCCUCUGUUCCUGGUGCCACGUUGCAGAGAAGUACCAGUUCUUGGAUGCCAUCUCAGCCUCCAGCCUCUGAAAAUCCAAAGGUGUCUGCUCAGCCUUCAUUGCCGGCUCCUCCAGCUGGUCCCAGACUGAUUCAGUCCCCACCCCCACUACACUCCUUGCAGAGCACAGCUCCUGACAGCUCUUCUGUCCUCACAAACCCAGUGUCCACUGAGACUUGUAGCCUUGCAGGGUUACAUCGUCGUUCUGGUAACUACGCCAUCGGCCCAUUCUCAUCUUUUCAGAGAGCUGUUCAGAUCUACAGCCAAAGAUUGUCCCAGAUACCUUCUGCAAAAGUAGGUCUCUGUCGCAGUUCAAGCAGGCCGUGUGUGGGCUCAGCCAGGAUGCACAAAGAUGCAGAGCAUCCUGCCCAGGGCAAACGUCAUGGGCCUGCUGUGGCAGCAGCAGAACUGCAGCAGUUGGCAGAAAAGCAAGCAGCCUGCCAGUAUUCCCCACCAAGCCACGUCAGUCUCGUUACACAGCAGUUAACAAACCUGGACUUGGCAAGUGGAGCUGUAAGCAAGGGGAAUGCAGCUGCCCCACAGAGCUACUGGUCACCACUCAAAAAAAGAGGGUCACUGUGGCCUGUUCAGUCAGACACUCAUAGAGAUGACAAAAGAUCUGUCUCUUCAGCAGUCAGGAGUGUGUCCAGAGAAGGGCAAUUGAGCUGGUGAAGGGUCUGGAGACCAAGUCUUGUGUGAAGCAGCUAAGGGAGCUGAGGUUGUUUAUCCUGGAGAAAAGGAGUCUUGGGGAGUGGGGGGCACAUUAUUGCUCUGUACUACCCCUUCCAAGGAAGUUGUAGCAAGGUGUGUGUUCAUCUCUUCUCUUAAAUAAGAAGCUAUAGGACAUGAGGAAAUGACCUCAAGUUCCAUCAGGGGAAGUUUAGAUUAGAUAUUAGGAAAAAUUUAUUCACCAAAAGGGUUGUAAAGUAUUGGAACAGGCCACGUAGGGAGGUGGUGGAGUCACCUGAGGGUUUUUAAUACAUGUGUAGAUGUGGUACUUAGGGACAUGUUUUAAUGGUGGACUUGGUAGUGUUAAGGUUAACAGCUGGACUUGUGGAUCUUAAAAGGAGGAUCCUUUCCAGCAUAAAGAAUUCUGUGAUUCUGACGGCUUAGUAAUGGUUUAUCUCAGGUCUAGAAACCAGCCCUAUGAAAAUAGCUGUGUUCCCAGAGCUGUCAGGUUCAUGGUGAAAUAAGGACAUAGAUGAACACGAUGGAUGAGAAGGAAAUGUCUGUUUUUCCUUGAUCAUUUCUCAUCCCUGCAUCUGUAAGUUUAGGUUUGCUGGCAUUGAGACACAUAUGCAGAAUGCAAACUUAGACCUGAUGCUGCAGAAAUCUCCAGUAAGUCCUCAUCUUCAUGCUUUUUCCUUGAAUAUCAGCUGUAGAUUGUUCAAACAUAGAGCAGUGUUUAUCAGAGUUUCUUUUCCAGAUGUCUUCUUUAUAUUCUAUAUUAAUUUUGGGCAUUGGAAUUUAUACUUAUGGCUUAUACACUCCUGGGAAUCAGGGCAGAGGACUGAUUGUACAGAAAACUAUUCUUCCUGUGAUUCAAAGAGCAGCAAGAUUUCCUUGCAAGAAUCUGAAUCUUGGAAGCUAGGAACAAGGUAAACUUGCUGCAGUUACUAGGCUGGAGUACAGGCUCAAGACUGCUGGAGAUUGGAGUUAUUCCUUUGCUACUUCAAUAAAUAAUAUUGAGUCCUUUGCCUAAGUGUUCAUUUUUGUCUUCUAAAACACGAUAAUAAAGCAGAGCUUCUCCAAGACAUGAAUUUAGGUCUGGAAAGCACUAUGUACAUGAAAAUACUGAUUUUUAUCACUGGUGCCUGAAUGCUACUGGAAGAUGGAGAGAAGUGAGAGAGGGAGAAACACAGUGCAGAAGGCAUGUGAUCUGAGUGGUGAUCCUUUCCCAAAUGGUUCCUUCAAUAGAAAGAUUGUAAUGGGAUUUGGAAAGCUCAAGUAAAAUUGUUCUUAUUUCAUCAGUCACUACUUUUCGUACUGCCUCAAGAAGAGGAAUGUGAGAAAUGAAUUCCUGGCCCAUUUCUGUUCCAGCACAAUGUUUGCCUCAGGGGUUUAAAGUUAUUGAGAGAAGUGAUGGUGAUUCUGCUCUUGGACCCCAUCCAAGCAAGCUAUUACCUAGUCCAAAUACAGAACCUAUCCAGCAGGUGUAAAUUGCCUUCCCCUCCUACAUGGCUUGGGAGAACAGCAGCAUGCAGGCUGUCCUAGAGCUUCCAUUCCCUUUUCAGCUGUUUGCACCUUUGCGCGGACUCACAGACAGAGCUGCAAACCCUACCACUAAUGCCCAGAACUCCACUCUGAAUGACUUCCAGGGCAGUGCCUCAUCUAGCAUUGUGUGCAUAGUUUAAUUGUGCCUUUAGUUAAAGUUUGUGUUUUAUUUUGUGCAGCAAUCUGAAAAUACUUCAGAAUUUUCCAGCCACAACUGAUAGAAGAUGCCAUCUUCAAGCCUUUUACAAGUCAUUUAGUCUUUCAUUACUUCAGUUGCUCUGUUUUCUAUCCUCAGAACAACAGUCAGAAAGAUGCCUUAAGACUCUCUAUUGAAUUAUUUUAUCUUCAUGGCUGCUUUUAUUGAAUGGCCAAAAUACUGGGAGUUGAGAGUUUUGUGUUAAUCUGGAAAUGGAAAAAAAAUAAUUCUUGAGGCAGUGCUGGAUUACUUGGUCUGAACUUCUGUUUAAUGAGAGAAUUCCAAAAGGAAUAUCAAGGUCAUGGUAUAUGGGAAUGGCUGUCUUGUAUUGUAAAUGCCUUUUUUUGCUGCUUGAUUUGUUACGUUGGAGCAAGCAAUUCGUAGAGGGUCAUCUGAUGGUUGUCAAACUGUGCUCUACUGGAUUACUGAAGAAAAGCUUCCUGUUUUGAGAUUGAGAUUCCGUCUAUCAGUUGCAGAAUUCAGCAAGGAUGGAAUUGUUCUGUGAAUGGCUCUCUUAUCUGGCUUGCACUUAGCUCCAGGUCAAGCAUCUGUCUCUGAAGUGCAGUCCUCGCUCAGUUUUUGUAUAGCUCUGUUCUGCUGAAUUGGUUAGAAAAUUUUGGUUUGAUGCUUGCAGAGCUUGUAGGAUUCAAACUAUUCUUUUAGACAAAUCAUCUUCCCCUUUAAUUCCCACUCUCCCAGUAGUGACUUAUCUAAAAGUAUCUCAAAAGAAGUUACCCUUUCUUUUGUUGAUUCCUUUGCUUUGCAUGAGAUAAGGUGCUGAACUAGUAGUCUGCUUGCCAAAAGGCAAAGGAGCUCUUGGGUUUGCAAUACAGAGACAGAGGGCAGGUCUAGGUAUAUUAAAAUAUUAUUUUAUACAUCUGCACUGCUGUGCAUUUUGAGAUUUUUUUUUUGCCACUUUCCAUAGGCAUUGGCACUGUUUCCACUCAAAUUAUGGCCCAGCCUGUUGCUGCACCUCAGAGAAGCCUGCAGGGCUGCACAAGAGGUGAAAUGUUCCAAAUUGUAUGUGACCAUACUUCUGACUACUGUGAUGUGACUGUCAGCAUUCCCCACAUUUGCUGCAGACCUGCCUUUGCUGCCCUUUGUAUAUCAAUGAAAUUAUGCCAAAUCUGGUCUCUCCUUCUUUAAUCCUAGUCCUGCCUCAGUGCCAUAUCUCAGUUCUGUCUCAGCUUCUCGCUCAGUCCAUUGGGCAGGAUUGUCACUCCUUCACGUUGUACUGUAAAGGCAUUACAUGGGAUUACAUGUUUUGUGGUAGAGUUAAUAAAGAUUACCAUAUAUAAUUUUUAUGACUAUUUUAGUAACCUAAUCCAAGGACCACAAUCAAGAAAAUGAUUCCUCAUUAUCCAGUGAAACUACGAGUCAACUGAAGCCAAGGCCAUACUAGAGCUGCUCUUGAAAAAGCAUUCUCCUGAAAGCAUUCUUGGUUUCAUAAUAAAGGUAAAAAAUCAGAUGUUUAACAGAAUGAAACUUGUUGAUUCAGAACAUGAACUAGCCUUGAAGUAUCUGUUAGCAAAUAGCUGUGUAAUCCCUAGUUGUGAGGACAGUAGAUGGAGGUUAGUAGAGGUUUCUGGCACUGGAAUAUGCAGCUGCUGUUCCACUUGUUUUUUGAAAAAGACAAUGGAUUUCAUCUCCAAGAAUUACUUGAGCUCUGCAGGUCACUAAAUCUAAGACCCAGACCAUAACUAGCAAGAAAAAUUUCUUUCUAGCUGAUACAGAUUUCUGUGUUUUCAGUGGGCACCUUGUAUUCAGCAGCAGCCAUCUUUGCUCAUGUUCAUCUCCUAGGGGGCAGUAAAUUGGCAAGAAUUCAGCAGUGAAAUUGUUGGUGUUUCCCCAGAUCUGUUUUAUUAGCUUCCUGCUCAUUCAUAACAUCUAUCCCAAACCUGAAGCUGAGCAGUUUAGAAGUGUGAGGUCAGUCAUAUUUUUUUCCUUGGAUUUUCUGACAGGCUUAUCUAAUUUGGUUAGGACAGGCAGGCAAGCUUCCUUGUCAUCAGUCAGAGGGUAGAAUGGCAGUUGAAUUCAUAUUAGAGCGCCUGUGAAGGGCUACUGCAGUCAGAGAAAAGGGAUUCUUCUCUUUUCCUUGCUUGACAUGUCUGAAAUACUUCUUAGCUCAUAAUUUUUGCCAAGGUGCUCAGGUUCAUCAAGAAAUGGUUUGUUGGUAGACUUGUCUAAUCUGGUUUAAAUUUAUAUAAACACAUGCUUUUUCAAUUUUCUGAUCUAAAGGGGUUUUAAGUUUAAUUUACUCUGGUAUCACUCUCAGUGAUAGUAAUAGCAGCAGCUCUCAGGGUGUCACAGGCUGUGUGCACAUACCUGCUGUAUGUUCAGGUUCCCAAACAAUCUCUGCUUUGGCUAUUUUUAUCUUUAUUUUUUCCUUACCUCUAAGUAUAGAAUAGGGUGGAAAACCAGAAGAUGCUGUCUAGACUUUUAUCAUCUCAGAUGCUUCUGGGUUGCAUUGCAUACAUUUACUGCUCAUGUACAGAUCAACAAUGUAGGUGCAGGAAAUCCAGUACUACUAAAAAAGCUUCCUGUGACUGCUUGAAUAGAAAAUAUGUAUCAAUUUAUAUCCCAAAAAUUCUACAGCAAAAUGAUUGUACACUCUGCUCACUUGCACAUCCCAGUUGACAAAAACAGUCUCCCAAAUCAGGACCUUCUUUUCAAUUCCUGGCCUUCCUUAGUCUUGGCUGGGUAGUGGAUACUUUAUGUUCUGAUUCCCCACCUAGUGCCUACUACUGCUUCGUGCCAGUUUCUUUUACUACUAGGGGUACAUGUACUAUGUGUUCUAGGUUUCAGAUCAAGUAUCCUUUGAACUUAUGAGCAAGAGUCCCAGGUCUCUUUUGAAGGUUUUCUGAGCUGGUGUAAUUGGCUUCUGUAGUUUCACUCAAUCUUUGAGUUUGUCAGAAAGACCCCAGACAGCAAUCAGCAGCUCAUUAUGGUUCACUGGUCUCAAUCCUUUGUGUCAGAGGGGCAGCUAACUGUGUUUGACAUGAAGGGAAGGUGAAAGUGGCUUUGUUGUUUCCUUAGUUUUUAUUUUAUAUUUUAGAGCCUUGGAAUGUGAAAUAAACUAUGUGCUUGGACCUUGACCAGACAGGCUCUGCAGAGCAAUGAGAAAAGAAAGACUGAAAUAGUCAAAAGAUGUGCCAGGGUGAUUCUUACAGGGAUAGAAGGGUGAGCACUUGAUGGGACAGUCUUGCUUUUUUGCAAGACUCUUGAGCUAGACUAGGGUGGACUUAGCAUGGGUGUUGCAGUUGGGGCUGUUGGGAGAGAGUUAACUAUGUAUGGGCUUGCAGCUAGAAGUAAGGACAAGAGAAUUUCCUGGGAUGUUGGUAGCUAACAUCAAGUUUUUAUAAGAAUAAAAAUCAUCUCUAUGUUACAUUUGUGUUGUCUUGUAGUUCUGGGUUGAUGGUAGUUUUAUUCUCUUCCAAAUUGUUUUUUCAAGCUCCCUGCAAGUUUCUUGCAAAGUGGAGGCUACCUGACUGCUCUCCAGUGCUGCAUUUGCCAAGUGUUCAGAGCCUAUUUGUUUGCACAGCAUCUAGGUGUAAGGUGAUUUGGAGGCUCUGCUACGCUGAUGCCUCUGGAGGAAAUGAAGGGAGAAAGCAGCAAGCACUGAGGGUUACACAGUAGGUCCUCAGUUCAGUCUGAGCAAACUGCACUGACCUUAGCACCUCCCUGGCUGAGCACUACAGGAGUGCCAGAGCAGCCCAACAGCCCUGACUCCAGCCAUCUACUAGCAUACCCACAUGUCUGUUCCUUGAUCCCCACAGUGCUUGUUCUCUAUUCUCUUUACCUUAAUGCCUGAAUUAAUUCAAUUUCUUUAUUGAGGUAGAGAAGGAAUUGAGGGUGGGUUCAAUGAUUUUUCUGUAAUCUCUGCUUACGUUGCCUCAGCAGCUCUGUCAUGCUGAUUCUACCUGUGGUUCAUGAGAGAGGCAGCAUUUCUGAGAGCCCUGAAUUUGGGGUUUAUUGCUUCCUGCUCAGAGGAGGUUUGAGGAGGGCAGGUGAAAAACAGAACUACUGCCUGGGUAGCUGUACAUUUUUACAAGUCACCCUGUUUCCAGUUUGUGCAUGUUCUUCUCCCUCUGCAUCCAUGCAUAUUUGUGCCUGUAUUUCCUGCCUUAACAACCUCUUACCUGUAGUUGUUUGGUUUUUUUUUUUUUUCCAUGCACAUCUCCCAGAGUCACCAGUGACAACUCGUUAAGUGUGGAAGUGAAUUGGCUGACUUCAGAAAUACAUGGCUCACCUUGUAUUUUUUUUUUUCUAUGUAUAUAUUGGUCACACUAAGGAAAAUUGUCAGGGCCAAUUGCUCUCCUUCCUGCUUGGAAGUCGCUCUGGGCCUCAGCACCAUGGGUUGGCACAGUCCUCAAGGAUCCCUGCUUCCCACAGCUAGGCCUUGGCUCUGUCUGCCUGGAGCCUGCAGGAGAGGGAAGGCGGAAAGCUCGUGACUUGCCCAGACAGUCUGAGGCCUGGCCCUGCAGCCUCGGCUCCCCAGACGCUGUUGAGUCGGACUUGGCUGGCAGCCGCCGCGCUGUUCCUUUGCCGAGGUAAUAAGUGAGAUUAAUCACGGGACCCUUUCCAGAGGCAAGGGAGGUUUGUGCUGCGUGCAGGGAGACCGUAGGAGCCGGUGCUGGGAGCUGGAGGCAAAAACUGAGGCCUCACGGCAGGGCAGAGCAGGGCACCGGUGAAGCUGUGCGAGUGCGGCCUCUCUGCUCAGCUGCUGCUGGGAAGCGCUGCUGGAGCUGCAGCCUGCUGCCUCCCCUGGAUGGGCCCUGGCUGAGCACAGGGGCUCAGCCGCUGCAUUACCUUUGUCUGCUGGCAUUGGACAAUUAGAUUUUCUUCAAAUAACUCUCAAAAUGUGAGGUGGACCAAGCUUCUUUUUGACUGUGUGACUUCCAGAGGAGAUAAGAGGAUCUUUCCUACCAUUCCCUACAGCAUACUGUGGAGAGCAAGCAGCCUGUGUUGAUAGGUGGAGGGGAGUGACAGGAGUCUCUCACCUUCUCCCAAAACAAUACUACAUAAUGAUUUUGAGUUUCCUCUUUUCAGCUGUCUCCAUAAACUGACCUUACCCUGAUGCAAACACCAGAUUUGCUAUCCUAGACUGGGCUGCUAAUCUCUUCAAUUCUUCUGCUCCUUCAGAGCAACUAUCUCCAGCAUCAUCAGUACAAAAAAUGUUCUGAUGAGUAGCAGGGAAAUUCCCUUUCUGAGGGGAAGAUAAAUUUUUGCCCUCUAACUGCUAACAGCUGGCAGUUCUUGCAAUACUUUGUUCUGCAUAGUCUAGUGUGGAUAUUGUCAUUAAUCAUAUAUUUUACCUUCUGCAAAAAAUGUAGUCCCAUUGAGUUGUAGCAAUGAGUUCCAUGGGUGGUGCAUAUUAUGCAAAAUUUUCCUUUUUUAAUUUUCUCCCAGAUUUUGCCAAAAGUCUAUGUACCUGUAACAAGAUCACAUGAAAGCAAACAGAAAUGCUUGAUUUCUUUUCUGCCCUAUUUAUUCUCUAUCUUUUUUAUCAUCUCCCUUCUUGUUUGUCUCUCCUAAACUAAACAGUUCCAUUUUUUUCAACUUCUAAAUGGAAAUCUUCCUGGCCCUCUAAUAAUUGUCUGGCUAUCUUUACAGAGAUGACAAGAGAUGAAAACGGUACAUCAAGAAGGGGUAAAAUAUUAGUUUUAUGUAAAUAACACUAGGGUGUCUUUAAUUUCUCAACUUGCAUAUAGGAGUAUCUUGUUAGUUUCUGACCAUGCUAAAACACUGAGCUUUUUAUUAAUAUGCUGUUGUUUUUCUUUGAUUAUUACAGUAAAUGUUGAACUGAGCAACACCUAUAAGUAAUUAAUUUUUUAAGGAAUUUUUUUUCUUUCCCCAUUCCUUGCUAGGCAAUUCUUCUUUUCCUGCAUUGGUGGAUUUUGUUGGCUGUGGUAGAAGUUGCUGGAUCUUUUCUGUUCUGUUAAGCACCUAAUUCAGUAUGGAACAAGUUGAAAUCUUCUAGUGUCUUGCACUACUUGACUCAAAAUGUUCCCCCAGUUUUCCCUGAUCUCAGAAGUUUUUGAAAUACACUGUAUCAGUUCUAGAUAUUUCAUGUUGCAAAGUGACCAGCGCAUCUUCCUUUCCUCUGUAUUUAUUUAAACCUCCCAUUCACCAUUAAAAUAGUUAUUUUCCAGAGUGGUUUUCAGAGGGUUAAUGUGCCUAUAGCUCUCAUUGGAGAGAUCUACUCUGUUCCUAACGUUCUUGUAGGAAUGAGGGGACCCUAUAUUCUGGUGCUCUGUAGGAGUGGCUCUGGCUACAGCAGUCCUCCUCUCUAAAGGAGUUCUGAAAGGGUUACAAGGGAGCCUUGGCUGUUUCUUUGAGCUAUUUGGAAAGGACUGGCCUCAGACAGCUUGGCAGGAACCUGAGGCCCUGUUUUUUCCAGCCCAGCCCUUCCUUCUGCACAGAGCUGUCAGGGAAUCCCACGAAUGUCUGGUUUUUCCCCCUUUCCUAAUUCUUUUAACAAUAUUUUUAUCCAUCUGUGACUCUUCCUCACACAAGGAUCUCAAAUUUUGUCCAUUGAUUUGCCUUUCACAUAGUGAAGCAUAAAUGAAAGCUGGGCUACCGUGCCAUAGCUGUUUGAAUUGGUUCACAGUUGUGCAGCUGAGAAGGGCAUUGGGAAAUUUCCCAGAAGAAUGUCCUUUCUGGCAUUGAUCUUAGGGCAGGUCCAUCUGGCCUAAGAACAGAGGGAUUGAAUGGGCCCAUCUUUGAACUGUGCUAUUCCUGUGUGUUACAGUGAGGCACUCUGAAAUCUUGGGGCUGCAUGUUCUGCAUCCUCCCUAUCAGACAUAGAGAAUGCUGUUUUGUGAAAAUAGAAAUCUCCUUUGUAAGCCAGGCUUAUGAAAGACAAGAUAGGGUUAGUGACUUUUCCUUCAUUUGCCUCAUACUGUCCGGGACUGCCCUGAAGUUGAACUCAUUGUGAUUAUUUUGGAGAUUACCAAGUCUGCCCUGUACCUUUUCACUUUGAGUAAAUGGAGGUGUAGUGGGUAGUGUGAGAAGGGAAGUUUGGUUACUCGUGGGAGCAAAGGUCUUGAACAGCUGUGUUGAAGAUAUUGGUGUUGUACAGCUGAGGAAGAGAAAUUGAAUUUGGGUUGUCUUGCUAUCUCAGUAGGCCUGUCCAGUGCUGGGAGUAGGGUGUGAUCUGAGUUCCAUGUAGAAAGACUUCCAGAAGGCAGCCCUCCUGUGAGCCAGUCCCUGGACAACCCUACAAAGUCAGCAGCCAAAGGGUUUGGAAUCAAGCUCAGUUGAGUUAAGGGUUUCAGUGAUCAAGUACGAAUGCCAGAGCAGGAGGUAGCAAAAGGGGCCAAAGGGUUUUCCUUCCUACUAGGCUUUGUUUUGGAGCUAUCUUCCAUUAUACAGUGAACUUUCCACCAGCAAUGCACAUUCAUAUUUUCUAUCCAGACCAAGGUCGUGCUUUAGCUUGGCCUCCUCAGGACGAACAGUCUUCUUUUUGGUGUUUCAUACUGUGGUAUGAAUGGGAAAUCCCUGCAAAAGCACAAAGAAGCCCCUUUCCUGUCCCUGAAAGUGUUAGUUGGCCUUUUCUGUGAAGAUUCUGCUUUCACCUAAUUUCCCCUAACUUUGUGAUUGGUUAAGUUUUGUAGCUGACACCAGAGUUUGGGAAUUGUAUGCUGUUUGCUCUAUGUCAACUUGUUAUUCUCUAGGGUUUCUCUGAGCUGCAGGUAUCAAGCAGCAGCUGUUCAUGAACCAUGCAGAGAUCCAGUAUUUAACAAGAAUAUCUUUUGAAAAAGGGGAAGGGAGAAAUGUGAAAAAGUCAUGGUUGCUUCAGUUCCUCUGUGUAUAUGGUGACAGCUUUCCUUGGUGAUCCUGUUCAGUAGGUCCUAGGGGUGGGUGUGUUUUACAACCUGAAGAAGAUGCAGCAACCAGAACUCCACUGUGGAGCACCAACUUUUUGUGUAGAGAGUAGUGUGGCUUAUAAUAAUGAGUAACAUUUUUGGUUACUAGUACUUUUUUAGUGUCUACCUAACACUGGAUGCUAUCAGCCAUUGAGUAGUUUGACCAAAAUGCUCUGGAUAAGAGAACUUUGGUUGGUAAUGAGCAAGAAAGCUCACUCAAAAAAGCUUGUUACUGGAUUGUCCAGAACCAGUGCCAAUUACAAGAAUUUCUAAAUGCUGUGUUAGGGCUGGACUGUGCAGUGUCAGGAUGGAAAUGUCAAGAAUCCUUUAUUACAAGCAGUUAUUUUUAGGAUUUAAUUCUGUAACAAUAGUUGAAAGAUACAUUCUUAUAAAAAGAAAAGGCAGGAGAGAGUGAGCAAAAAAAGCUAGGUAGUGCUAAAAGAUACCAGUUUCCAGACACCCUCCUAUUGCACACAUGGCAUUUUUAUGAAUAUUUCUUAUCCAAGAACUGUUCACAGCAAACCAGGUGGGGAGAUGCCAGGCCAGCCUGGCUGAUUCAAAUCUAUUUAGAAUUGGCAUUGAGACAACAACCUUUAGUGAAAGGAAUUUAAAACUAAGAGAGCUGUGCUGGAAGGUUGGGCAUGUGAACACGCUCCCCAGGGAAGUGGGGAGCCUGCCAGAGUGUUUGAACAAUACUCUUGGGCACACAGUGUUACUCUUGGGGUGUCCUAUGCACAGCCAGGAUUUGGAUGUCAGUGCUCCUUGUGGAUCCCUUCCAACUCAGGCCAUUCUAUGAUUCUGUGUUGCUUGGCUUCUUUGCUUGAAUUUCAGAUUGCAUCUGGCUCAGUACAUGUCUUCCACUCCCCUUUCUAUCUUUCUGUUCUCUGGCACAUGGGGCUUGACUGAAAAGUUAGUCAAAGAAGAUCUGGCGGUGCUGCACAUGCUAUUGGCAGUUGUCUGUCAGGGAUGCUUUGCCUGGGCAAGAUUCAUCCUUUAAAGCAAGAGGGCUGUGGCUUUCUUGGUCCAAACUUUUCAUAUGCAUAAAGAUGUCUAUAUUUGCUUGCUGCUGGAAAAAAAAUUAGAAUCUUCUCUGUGAAAAAGGCAGCCAAGUUGGGUCAUGAAUGUCUUCAAUGCUGGAAAUUUGAGUUUUCUCAAAAUUCAGCUGAGAAAAUUUUCAUGUUUGGUAGACUAUCUAAAAAGGAGGAGGAAAUCUCAAGUCUGGACCAUCUGUUUCUUUUUUUGAUAUUGGGAUAAAGGUGCUGGUCGAUAA
Molecule: messenger RNA, 14688 nt
Organism: Motacilla alba alba
Lineage: Eukaryota; Metazoa; Chordata; Aves; Passeriformes; Motacillidae
Gene: TTLL5
Product: tubulin tyrosine ligase like 5
Exons: 32
Coding region: 264-3812 (1182 amino acids)
Biological process (GO): microtubule cytoskeleton organization; protein polyglutamylation
Cellular component (GO): cilium
Molecular function (GO): tubulin-glutamic acid ligase activity; tubulin binding
Source: RefSeq, a predicted model, not a curated record